GAAAAAUUAUAAGAAAUCACAGCGUCAGUUCUCUCUCAAGAACAAACACAGAAGAGGCCAUGGCGGAGCCGGAGCUCGCCCAGGACCGCUGAACCUAGAGAGAGACGAAAAAUCUCAUUAUUCCUUUCCUGCAAGAGCCAGUGAUACCAGUGAAGGGGAGGGGAAGAGUCAAGCGGAAGGCAAGAAAGUUCGAUCUCGUGGCUAUGGUGGAGAGGAGGUAUUGUCCCUGUGCCAGUCAUGGCGGCUUCUUGAUGCUUGUACUACUUUUCUUCUUGUUCUUGUUUCACCAUGCGCCCAUGGCUGCCGCCGCCGAUGCCCUGCCUCCCCUUACACUGGAGGAGGCGCUGGGCAUCUUGAUAAAUCUCUCGAGCGUCGUGGGUACCAACAGGUGGAACUCCAGCACAUCUGUAUGCAACUGGACUGGAGUUGCCUGCACGCGUUCUGGGUCCGGUUCUUCCUUGGAGGUGACCAACAUCACUUUGUCCAACUACAACAUCUCCAACCACUCCAUCUUUGCCUCCAUAUGCCGUAUUUACACCUUGCAGUCCCUUGACCUCUCAAGAAAUUCCUUUACCGAUUUGGGGGGCCUAUUCUCCACCUCUUCUUGCCGCAUGAAGGAACGACUGCUGUCCCUUAAUCUGAGCAGUAACAAGUUAUCUCAAAAGCUCAGUGAUUUGUCGGGUUUUCCACAGUUGGAGGUUCUUGAUUUGUCCUAUAAUCUUUUUCCUAGUGAAAAUUUGGGCGCAUAUUUGGGUUCUUUUCCCAGAUUGAGGAGCAUGAAUCUUAGCUCUAAUAAAUUGAAUGGUGAUAUUCCUCUCAGUAUGGCCGGCUCUUUGGCUGAGUUGGUGCUAUCUGGUAAUCAAUUCAGUGGUUCAAUUCCUCAAGCUUUGUUUGGUUAUGGAAAUCUCACGUUGCUGGAUCUCAGCCAGAAUGAUCUGAGUGGUGCCGUCCCAGAUGAGUUCAAGAGUCUCCCCAAGCUACAGACUUUGCUCCUUUCUGGAAAUACUUUGAGUGGCAAAAUACCAGUGAGUCUGAAUGUGACAAGGCUGACUCGGUUUGCAGCUAACCGGAACUUAUUCUCUGGUUCGAUCCCUACCUGGAUUACCAAGCAUGUCAGAAUGUUGGAUUUGAGUUAUAACAAUCUUAGUGGGAGUAUGCCAUCAGAUUUCCUCUCUCAUCCUGGGUUGCAGACUGUUGAUCUUACCAGUAACAUGCUUGAAGGGAGUAUUCCCAACAGCUUAUCUCGAAACCUCUUCCGGUUGAGGCUUGGUGGAAACAAGCUUGGUGGGAACAUACCAAACUCCAUUUGUGAUGGCAUGAGCUUGGCUUAUCUUGAGUUGGAUAACAAUCAGUUGAUGGGAAGUAUACCUUCACAACUUGCUAAAUGCAAACACUUGUCUUUGUUAAGUUUGGCUUCAAAUCAGUUACAGGGUCCAUUGCCUGAUGGAAUCAGUAACCUUGAAGAGCUAGUGGUUCUGAAGCUUCAAAACAACUCUCUCAACGGACAUAUCCCGAAUACAUUUUCUGCAAGCCUGAUCACAUUGAAUCUUAGUCAGAAUUCAUUCACUGGGCAGAUACCAAGCAGAGUUUUCGAGCUUCAGAAGCUUUCCACCUUGGAUUUGCAUGGCAACAAUAUCAGCAGUGGCAUUCCAAUUUCAAUCAGCUCAUCUAAGUCUCUAAUUGAGCUUAAUCUGGGGUAUAAUGCUCUGACUGGUACCAUCCCAACAAUGCCUACUACUUUAAGCACUUCUCUUAAUCUUAGUCACAACUAUCUUAGUGGAUCUAUUCCUUCAGAUCUUGGCUAUUUAAGUGAAUUAGAAAUUCUUGAUCUUUCAUACAACAAACUGUCUGGUAUGGUGCCAUCUUCACUGGGGAACAUGCAAAGCUUGACACAGCUGGUGCUUUCUUAUAAUAAUCUUUCUGGGUAUGUUCCUAGAUUCCGUCAAGAUGUGGAAAUUGGUAUUGAUGGGAAUCCUGAUCUUGUAAAUGGUACGGUAAGCAAUAAUGACACUCGUACUACUGGUAAGAGAAAAAUGCACAAUGUUGUCAUCAUCAUUUUCACUAUCGCUGGUGCACUUGUUGGAUUAUGUGUGCUUGCUGUUAUCACUAUGAUGUCGUUAUCAAAGAGAAUUUAUCGUGUCGAAGAUGAAGGAUUAUCAACUGGGGAAUCUGUAUCUCAGAUAAUCGAUGGGCACCUCAUAACUAUGAAUAGCAUCCACACCUCUGCAAUCGAGUUCAUGAAAGCAAUGGAAGCAGUCUGCAAUCACCAGAACAUCUUUUUGAAGACCAGAUUCUGCACCUACUACAAAGCUGUAAUGCCUAAUGGCUCAACAUACUCUGUCAAGAAGCUUAACUCAAGUGACAAGAUUUUCCAAAUUGGGAACCAGGAGAAGUUUGCUCGUGAAAUUGAGGUAUUAGGGAAACUGACAAAUUCCAAUGUCAUGGUUCCGUUGGCCUACAUCUUAACUGUAGAUUCUGCCUACCUAAUCUAUGAGCAUGCAUACAAGGGCACAGUGUCAGAUUUACUCCAUGGUGAAAAGUCAGAUGUUAUAGACUGGCCUUCACGGUAUAGCAUUGCUUUGGGGGUGGCCCAAGGGCUGACAUUUCUCCAUGGAUGUACUCAGCCAGUUUUGCUUCUUGAUCUGUCAACAAGGACCAUCCACUUGAAGUCAACAAAUGAGCCUCAGAUUGGAGAUAUCGAGCUCUACAAAAUUAUUGAUCCUUCCAGGAGUACUGGAAGCUUUUCGACCAUUGCUGGUACAGUUGGUUAUAUUCCACCAGAGUAUGCAUAUACUAUGAGGCUAACGAUGGCUGGCAAUGUUUAUAGCUUUGGAGUCAUUUUACUGGAGCUGUUGACAGGAAAACCUUCUGUCAGUGAUGGCGUUGAAUUAGCCAAGUGGGCUCUAGGUCUUUCAGCAAGGCCUGAUCAAAGGGACCAGAUUCUUGACGCCAGGAUAUCAGGAGCUUCAAUUGCUGUUCACAGCCAGAUGUUGUCAAUCCUGAACAUUGCUCUCUCCUGCGUUGCCUUCUCUCCAGAUGCCCGGCCAAAGAUGCGCAACGUUUUGAGGAUGCUCUUCAAUGUAAAGUGAAUCAGAAGCAGUAUCAUAGAUACUUUUUUGUGGAGUUUUAUCUUCGCUUAGUUUAUGGAUGCCAGUAAUCAGUAUACAGGCUGUUCUUGUAUAGUUCCAUAGAAGAUAGAACCGUCAACCGUAGCUCAUGGUAGAUCAUCAUAUGUUUGAUGAAUUGGGUAAUUAGAUGUCUGUUUGGAUCGUGUCACCAUAUUCCAUCUAUGCUGUAAUAUUGCAUAUAUGAUUAUAGGCAAAGUUUAAAAGGGCA
Panicum virgatum (switchgrass) is the source of this 3336-nucleotide messenger RNA. RefSeq names its product LRR receptor-like serine/threonine-protein kinase RGI1. Bases 204 to 3089 code for a protein of 961 amino acids. Gene Ontology annotation, biological process: protein phosphorylation. NCBI's taxonomy places the organism in Eukaryota, Viridiplantae, Streptophyta, Magnoliopsida, Poales, Poaceae. The record is from RefSeq and is a predicted model, not a curated record. Gene Ontology annotation, molecular function: receptor serine/threonine kinase binding; ATP binding; protein kinase activity. The transcript has 2 exons.